ACGGCACAGAGCUCCAGCACUACUCCACUCUACUCUACAGAGAUCAUACUCCACUCUACAGAAAUCAUAUUCUUCUCUGAUCUACCCAGCUCCUGUUGAUUAUAUCUGAUGGUGUGCCUGCAAGAGGUACGACUCAGGAUCACUCACCUCCACCAACCUCUGUCCUCCGACCCAGCCCAUCUCCACUUAUCCCACCAGGUCAUCACUCCUCUACAGCCCAGUCCUAUCUCCACUUAUCCCACCAGGUCAACACACCUCUACGGCCCGUUCCAAUCCACCCUCCACCAUUCCAUCAGUCUCUGAGGUGAAGACUCUUAUGGGAAGCAGCUAGGACCCUCUUCCUCAGUACUGACAGCCAUCACCAUCUGUAGCACGAAAAGGUGUGUGCCAGUGACCAGUGAGCAGUAGUGAUGGGGGACUGGAGUCUCCUGGGGAACUUCCUGGAGGAGGUUCAGGAACAUUCCACGUCAGUGGGGAAGGUGUGGCUCACCGUCCUCUUCAUCUUCAGGAUCCUGGUCCUGGGCACGGCUGCAGAGUCCUCCUGGGGAGACGAGCAGAGUGACUUCCUGUGCGACACCCAGCAGCCCGGUUGUACCAACGUCUGUUAUGACCAGGCGUUUCCUAUCGCACACAUCCGCUACUGGGUUCUACAGAUUAUCUUCGUAUCCACGCCAUCACUGAUCUACAUGGGCCACGCCAUGCACAUCGUGCGGAGGGAUGAGAAACGAAGGAGGAGGGAGCAGGAGAAGAGGGAGGAGAUGGAGGAGAGAGGAGAGGGGGGGUGCGUAUCAGGGGAGAAGGCAUACCUCCAGCAGAGGGAUUGUGGGAAGGUGCUGGAGGCGUCAGGGCAGGUUCGCCUGCGGGGAGCGCUGUUAUCCACAUACAUUCUGAGCAUUCUGAUCCGCACAGUGAUGGAGGUGACCUUCAUCGUGGUCCAAUACAUGAUCUAUGGAGUCUUCCUCAGGGCUCUGUACCAUUGCAAGGCCUGGCCCUGCCCCAACCCAGUCAACUGCUACAUGUCCAGGCCCACAGAGAAGAACGUGUUCAUCGUCUUCAUGCUGGUGGUGUCUGGUGUCUCCCUGCUCCUCUCUGUGGUUGAGCUCUACCACCUGGCCUACAGGCGUAUCAGGAAGUGCAAGCGCACCCAUGCCGCCCUCAAGAACCGCACCCAUAACGCUGUGGCCAUUGCCGUCUCCAAGGACCCCGACACCCCGCUCCAUCACAACUCCCCGGGCUGCACCCCUCCCCCUGACUUCAGCCAGUGCCUGGCAUCGUCGGAUACGAUGACCCCCAUGAACCCGAUGACCUCCAUGCCUUCUCACCCCUUCAACAACAGGAUGGCACACCAGCAGAACUCCGUCAACAUGGCCACCGAGCGCCAUCAUUCCCAUGACGACCUGGAAGGGGAGGGAGGAUUCCUGAGAAUGAGCUAUACCCAGAUGCCAGGGGAGAUGCCCAACGAGUGCUCCGCACCAACCCUGCUGCACGCCAGCUACCUGAAAGACAAACGCCGCUUCAGCAAGACCAGCGGUACCAGCAGCCGGGUCCGACCAGAUGACUUGGCCGUGUAGAACCAGACCGACAGAGAACGAAAGAGGGGCUGAGAAAGAGAGGAGGGAGCAGACAGGACUUUCAGACACAGCAGGAGUAAGGCCCUGACUAGAGGAGAUUGGAGCAGGCUGGGUCUAUAGACCCAGAGACAGAACUGGAGCAGGUACACUACCGGUCAAAAGUUUUAGAACACCUACUCAUUCAAGGGUUUUUCUA
Messenger RNA from Salvelinus sp. IW2-2015, 1767 nucleotides. Its product is annotated as gap junction alpha-5 protein-like. Gene Ontology annotation, cellular component: connexin complex. Gene Ontology annotation, molecular function: gap junction channel activity involved in atrial cardiac muscle cell-AV node cell electrical coupling. NCBI's taxonomy places the organism in Eukaryota, Metazoa, Chordata, Actinopteri, Salmoniformes, Salmonidae. Gene Ontology annotation, biological process: heart development; atrial cardiac muscle cell to AV node cell communication by electrical coupling; cell-cell signaling. The record is from RefSeq and is a predicted model, not a curated record.